GUCUCCCAAAGCCCAAAAGUAUGCCCAGUACUCUCUGAGACGCCAGGGCCUGGCACACCCAGGCCUACAGCCUCUGUAGCACUCUUGGCCUUGGAGCAGGAGGGUGGUCUCCCAAGCCCAGCCUUGCCAGGAAGAGGGAAGGUCCCUUUAAGCCCUACCUCACAGCCUCAGCUUGUUGCUAUGUAUGGGACCAACUUCCUUAGCAACCACCUGGCUUCUUAAAGGGGCCCUGGAGGAGUGGUUGCCACCAGCCAUGGCUCCGAAAAAAAAGGCAGGCAAGGGGGCCAAGGAGCCCGAGGUCAAGAAGAAGAAAGGGGGCAAGAAGGACCUCAGCCUGGCCUACAAGUCCAUGGAAAUGCCCGUAAACGAAGAGACUCGAGAGUUCUACCACAUCCAGAUCCGAGACCUGGAAGACAGGCUGGCCCGGUACCAGCGGAAGUGGGAUGAGAUGGCCGUGCAGGAGAAGCUGUCUCGCCAGGAGUUUGAGCAGCUGGCCAACAACAAGAAGGAGAUUGUGGCCUUCCUCAAGCGCACGCUCAACCAGCGGGUGGACGAGAUCGCCGACCUCAACGAGCAGCUCCAAAGCCUGCAGCUGGCCAAGGAGAUGGAGAAGGAUGCCUUCGAGGCCCAGCUGGCCCAGGUGCGCCACGAGUUCCAGGAGACCAAGGACCAGCUCACCACUGAGAACAUCAUUCUGGGGGGAAAGCUGGCAGCCCUGGAGGAGUUCCGGCUGCAGAAAGAGGAACUCAUGGAGAAGUUCAUGCUGAUGGAGGACCAGCUGCGGAAGCAGGAGGGCGAAUACAAGGACUACGUACACAACCUGGAGAAGAAGUCGGUGCUGGACAAGGACAGACUGAGGAAGGAGAUCAUCCAGCGGGUGAACAUGGUGGCCACCGAGUUCCGCAAGGUGGCCACCAGCCAGAUGUGGGACACCACCAAGCGGGCCAUCCUGGAGAACAACACGGUGACCCUGCAGCUGGCGCAGAUAUCCCAGCGAGGCCUGCAGCUGCUGCGGGAGAACGAGCAGCUCCGGGGCACCCAGGGCAAACUGUCCCAAGAGCUGGAGCUGUUGGAGGACUCCCAGAAGGUCAUGGCCAGGCACAGCAGAGGCCACCAGAAGAUCAUCCUCAUGCUGACGGAGAAGUGCCGCGAGCAGCAGCAGGGCACAGCAGAGGCCGAGCGGCUGCGCCUCCUGCUGAGCCAGGUGGAGCAGAACCUCCUGCAGCUGCAGAAGGACAACCAGGUGCUGAGGACCCAGAGAGACCAGCUGAACCUGCAGCUGGAGCGGCAGCAGGCUGAGGCGCAGAGGCUACAGCAGGAGCUGACCAAAGAGCAGAAGGUUCGGGUGAGCCUGGAGACGGCCCUGGCCCAGGCCACCUCCUUCCUACGGGACAUCGUGCAGAUGCAGCCAGAAGGGGAGGAUGGUGACACAAUGUUCCAGCUGCAGCGCAAGGAGAUGCUGCAGCACCUGCUGGUCAUGCUCAGCUCGGCCAUGGUCCUGAGCCCCCAGCUGGCUGUGUCCCCUGGCCAGGAGAGCCACCAGCCCUGGGGUCCGCCCGAGGAGGGCCAGCGCAGCAACCAGCCACUCGGGACGGGGUCUCUGCUGCAGCAGCUGUCCAGCAUCACACCCUACCAGCCAGGGGAUCUGGGCCUGGUACCUCGACGGAUUCACAUCCCACCCAACCCUGAGGACCUCAGGCUGCUCUCACACACCACCCGUGUGGGCGGCUUUCGGGCACACAGCAUCCCUCAGAUCCAUACCUCUGGUUCUGCAAAAAAGUUCAAAAAGUUCAGUCUUCCUGGAAUUUCACUACUUUCUAAGUAGGACAUGGAAAGAAGACCAAUGUCCUAUCCCAGAAAAGGACUGUUGCGGCCAGUCUCCCCUUUAGUCCACAGGCAGCCUGGGGCAGCCCCGAGGAGUGUAACAUAAAAAACAGAUACCACA
Molecule: messenger RNA, 1945 nt
Organism: Sus scrofa (pig)
Lineage: Eukaryota; Metazoa; Chordata; Mammalia; Artiodactyla; Suidae
Gene: CFAP157
Product: cilia and flagella associated protein 157
Biological process (GO): sperm axoneme assembly
Cellular component (GO): ciliary basal body; cilium
Molecular function (GO): microtubule binding
Source: RefSeq, a predicted model, not a curated record